Molecule: messenger RNA, 1479 nt
Organism: Erinaceus europaeus (western European hedgehog)
Lineage: Eukaryota; Metazoa; Chordata; Mammalia; Eulipotyphla; Erinaceidae
Product: elongin-A3 member B-like
Exons: 2
Coding region: 1-1479 (492 amino acids)
Source: RefSeq, a predicted model, not a curated record
AUGGAGCUGGAGAAAUCAGUGCUGAUCAAGGCCCAGGAGCUGCAGGCCGACCUAGACUGCAUCCCACACCCCAAGAAGUUCUUGAGGCUGUUCGCGAAACUCCUGAUGCUGCCCAUCUCGCCAGACAUCCUGAGGCAGACAAGUCUCUGCAGAAGCGUGAGGCGCCUACUAAGGUAUGAACAGCUGGGAUGUAUAGCCAGAGAUCUGACCACAUACUGGCAGAUAAUCAUGGAAAAGCAGAAAAUCCAAGAAUCUGAAGCCAGGGCAUCAGCCAGGAGCCAGGCCCCAAAGGGCCCCCAGGAGGCAGAUCACAACCAGGACCCUCAAGGACACCGAGAAGCACCAGAGGGCCAAGCCUCCACCAACCCAGAGCUUAGCCUUCCUCUGCACAGACACAAGAGGCACAGGGGCUGCUCCAAGCACCGGAGCCCCCAGACUCUCUCCUCUGAACAAAGUCAUGAGGCCUUAGCCCACAGCCAGGGCCAGCCCUGCACCAUGACUGCCUGCCUAAAGGCCUGUAAGCCUCAGCAUGAACAGUCUGCACAGGACUCCCAAGCAAAGCCCCAGUCUAGACCAGACCCCUGGCAGACCUCUCAGGAGACCCCAAGCCUCAGCCAACAGCCAACUGAGGAGGAGGCAUGGGAGCUACCAGCCAUGUCCUUUGAAGCUUACCUCCAAUAUGACCAGCCCAAUUCUGUUGGGCCAGGCCACCACUACGAUCUCCACCUGUGGGAAUGUUCUUCUCAGCUGGAGCAAGACUCUGAGUGCCCUUUCUCUAGAAGGUAUUCUAAGACACCUGUCUUUGCGGGAUCCCUGCAGAACUCUCUCCCUAGAGGUAAGAACAGGCACCAGCAGGGCGUGUGGGGUCAGCACAAGGAAAAGGCCCUCUCCCAGCCUUCAAGAAUGCCCCAGCCCCUCCUGAAACCCAGUGAGGACAUGUGCCCUCCUCUUCAGUCUGAGCAACUGCAGAAAACCCACCAGAGACUCAAGGGAGAGACAAAAACAGAUGGGAACCAAGAGUGCACUCGUCUCCUGAAACAAAAAAGCCAGCCACAGCACACACCCCAGAAGACAAGGUCCCUGCCGCUUCAGGAGGCCCAAGGCAGAAGGUCAGGAGGACAAGCAGCCAGAGACCCAGGCCCAAGGCUGGGUCUCCACACUCAGCCCCAAGGCUCAGCCACUGACCGUUCCCGUCCUGGAGCUCAGAGGCCUCCUCAGACCCUGAACAAGCCCCGGGAGCAGAGAGGUGCAUCCAGCUCAGAGCAAGGCAUCAGCCCAUCAGCCCCAGAGGACCUGAGGAGCAGCCAGGCAGCCUGGGACAUCCACCCUGGUCUCCCAGAAGAACCCACGUGUGAGAGGCCACUCUCCAACCUCCUGAGCAGCACCAAGAUCUUCAACACCAACCAGAAACCAGCCAAGAAAACUGGCCCAUUGAUGGCCAAGUCCAGGAAAGAUUUCCAGAAAAUGCUGCAGAGAUGA